AUGUCUUUAGACGUAGGUAGUUGUACACCUUCUGACCCUUCCCUUAUUUUUUCCCCUAAUUAUACGAUAAACCCAACGUUUAGAGACGACAUGAGGGGAUCUUCCGUUCCUUGUUUAGUCGACAUUGCGGUAAACCUCACCGAUUGCGUCUUCCGUGGCGUUGAUUGGAAGGGUCGACGUGUUCAUGAUGAUAACUUUGACGAGGUGAUGCGUCGCGCAGUGGAACACAACGUAGGGAAGAUCAUCAUCACUGGUACGAGCCUUCCGCAGUGUGUAAAGGCGAUACGUCUCUGCCGUCGCUAUCCAUCUGUCCUUCGUUGCACGGUUGGGGUGCACCCUGCGCAUUGCGCGGAGAUGACACGGCCGAUGGAUUGGAAGGCUAUUGAAGCUGCAGCAGAAGAUGAUGUUUCGAUCCAAGUACCUUAUUACUCUGCAGGGGAACAUUCCGAUGACUCACUACACCAUUCUGACGAGCGUAUGGAGAAACUUGUGGAAUUGGUGAAUGAGAAUCGUGAUGUUGUGGUUGCUGUAGGGGAGAUUGGUUUGGAUUACGCAGAGCUUUCCUACUGCCCAAAGGAGGUACAGAGGGAAUACUUUAUUCAACAGUUUCGGGUUCUCAGGACUUUGGGUCUCCCAUUCAUACUUCACUCGCGUGAUUGUGGUAUGGAUUUCGUUGAACUAAUUGAAGAGGAGGUGCGUUCGUGGACAUCUGAAACCCCAUUCGUAGGUGUUGUGCAUAGCUACAAUGGGAGUCCUGAGGAGCAGGAGCGGCUUCUCGCCAUUCCAGGUGUUUAUUUCAGCAUAAACGGCAGUGCGUUUAGGGAAAAGGAACGUUCUGAGCAGGUUUGUAGCAUUCCGCGCGAUCGGCUGAUGCUGGAAACCGAUGCACCAUGGUGCGACAUUAGGCAACAGCACUAUGGUGCCCGCUUCCUUCGAACUCAGUUUCCCACCAAUCGGAGGGGAAAGCCGUUUGAUCCGACGCUCUGCAGUGAGCGCCGCACCGAGCCUUGCCACUUGCGGCAGGUACUCGAAGCUUACGUUGGUACGGUGAGAACAAUGGGGGAAGAGAGGGGGGAUGCCUUUCUUGCAAAUAUUACAGAGGAGGAAGCCCAAGAACAGUUCUACCAAACAUGUGUUGAGGUGUUUCACAUCUGA
Messenger RNA from Trypanosoma brucei brucei TREU927, 1155 nucleotides. Its product is annotated as TatD related deoxyribonuclease. Gene Ontology annotation, cellular component: cytosol. The transcript has a single exon. NCBI's taxonomy places the organism in Eukaryota, Euglenozoa, Kinetoplastea, Trypanosomatida, Trypanosomatidae. The coding region runs from base 1 to 1155 and encodes 384 amino acids. The record is from RefSeq and is a predicted model, not a curated record. Gene Ontology annotation, molecular function: 3'-5'-DNA exonuclease activity.